Thunnus maccoyii (southern bluefin tuna) is the source of this 1792-nucleotide messenger RNA. RefSeq lists its product as uncharacterized. The record is from RefSeq and is a predicted model, not a curated record. Lineage: Eukaryota; Metazoa; Chordata; Actinopteri; Scombriformes; Scombridae. The transcript is spliced from 2 exons. The coding region runs from base 1 to 639 and encodes 212 amino acids.
AUGAUGACGGAAACGGUGCGCGUAGCUGUUCCAGGGGCCACCUGCAAGCACUCCACAACGGAGCAGCUGGGUGCAGCCAGGGCUCCGCUGAAGGAGCCUUUUCAGCCUGACCAGCCUAUGGCUUUCCAUCCGCCAGAGGACGCCUCUGGUCAGGCUGCCACUCGCCGUGGGCCCCUGGCACCGCAGCUGUUUGACGUCAUCAACGCAAGUGCCAAUGCAGCCUCCUCCUUCUCCGUCACAGACACCCCUUCUGCCACCACCCCUUCUGCCUCCACCUCAGCUGCAGCCACCGCCUCUGCCCCCAGUGAGCCACGCUCCACAGCCUGGCAGAGGAAGGUCCGGGAGGAGCUGCAGCGACAGGCCCAGAAGGAGGGUGCUCUCCUCAACAGGUCUAGAAAGGACUUCCAGCACUUUCUGUGCAAGUGCUGUGGCCAGCCAAAGACCAAAGAAUACGGCCACAGUCACUACAGAGGAGAACACUUUUGCUCCCGGGCCGAGGGCCGCUCGGUGGAAGAAUGGCUGGCAGAGAAAAGGAGCCAGGAACCCAAAAAGACUGAAGCCACCCAGCCUGCCACCCUGCUUGCCCCAAAGACUGCCCGAAACAUUGCCCGAAAGACUGCCCCACAGCCUCCCCCAUAAACUGCCAGGCUCACAGGCCUGCCCCACAGCUCAAGGUUCAUCGGAGAAUGAGGAUGACGACCAGCUGAUGAUGAAGCAGAUGGCUGCUCCUCCUCCUCCUGUGGCAGGAAGAGCUCCACCUCCCUCACCUGUUGUGAACAUUGAACAUUUUGUAGCUGGGUGUUUAAAGCAGCAGCUCAGUGAACUGCGCUUUUUUGUUGUGUUGCAGCUCCUCCUGCCGGGAGCUUGGAGGAGCAGCCUGCCUCCAGAGCAGUAGGACUGGGUCAGCAAGGCCCUGUUUGUACCGGACCAGACAGGGAGGGCAGUCCUGUCUGAGGAGCUCCAGCUGUGGUACCACACGCCUGGUCCCCAGUCGGUUUACAGCCAGCGUCCCUCCAGCCCUGAAGCCUUCUUCCAGCGGCCCUUCUUCUUCUGGGCUCUGUAUCGGAUGGGGCUCUAACACCUCAAGUGUCCAGACUGCAAGCACAAGCUGACCAGCUGCGCAAUCUAUAAAACGAUGCGCAAAGGACUCGGUACAACCAGAAGAGGAGGGACAAGACAGCAGUGGAGAGGAAUAAGAAAGAACAGGAGGAGUGUGUGAGAGAGGGAGAGAGGGAGAGAGAAAGAUGUGUAAAUAUGCUAUCGCAAUGUUGUACUGUAUGCAGCCAUGCCCCUAAAGCCAAUUGAGUUGAAAUGGAUAUCUUCUAUAAUGUUGCACUGCAUGAAUGUUCACUAUCAUGCAUCACUCGGGUGUUCUCCUCAUCACAGAGAUAUCAGAGUACAGAAAAACAAAAAGUCAUAAAGGAUCUGCACUGACAUAGCAGCGAUUGUUUUGUGAGAUAUACAAUGCAUUGGACCAUAACCCUAACCCUCAGUAACACUGUGACAUUUUAAGAUGUGUUCAGAUGUGUUUCCACUUUAAUUGACGUUUUGUAAAGACACAGAUGUUCUCAGGUAGCCGCCCUCCCUCCUGAUAAAGGUGCUUGUUAAUGUGUUCAUUCUGAAUACAGUAUGCACUGUGCUGGACCUCAGUUACACUGUGAAUCCCUGAUAUUAAACUGUGUUCUGCCUCAAAUGCUCUGUCUGAUGUAUACACUGUGUUAUUACAGUUGGCUUGUAUUCAUCACUGCCUUGAAAGGAAUAAAUUUAGAUGCAUUUCAAAGUCAGAUUCUCU